Molecule: messenger RNA, 7938 nt
Organism: Talaromyces proteolyticus
Lineage: Eukaryota; Fungi; Ascomycota; Eurotiomycetes; Eurotiales; Trichocomaceae
Exons: 5
Coding region: 1-7938 (2645 amino acids)
Biological process (GO): fatty acid biosynthetic process; secondary metabolite biosynthetic process
Molecular function (GO): fatty acid synthase activity
Source: RefSeq, a predicted model, not a curated record
AUGGUCUAUCGCCAGCAACAGAUGAAUAUGGAUUCUGUGUUUUCGCCUUCACUUGUCAUCUUUGGACCGCAGACAACCACAUGGCCAUCCCAAAAAUGCCUCUCUCUUCUACGAUCUGACCUUCUCAAUGAACCUACCUUGGCUCGUUUCGCAGAUGCCGUGAGGAAUUUACCAAGCCUGUGGUCUUUAAUAGCAGAAGUCGAACCUCGUUUACUAAGUGGGAAGACACAAGGGCUGCAGGCUUUUGUGGAAUUACAAACAUGGCUUAACACUGGCGUUCUUGAGUGCAAAUUAGAGAGCAUUCCAUCGAAUGCCUUGCAGUCCCCAUUGACUGUCAUUCUUCAUGUCGUGCACUAUAUCAAAUGCGUGAUACAAAGAUCAAUGUGCCAGCCACGCAGCACGGAUGACGACUUACCAGAGAAAUUUGGCCUCCAAGAUAAUGCAGUUGAUUUUAGCGAAUACGCCUCAGUAGCGUUACGUUUGGCCGCCUGCCUUGGUGUUUUCGUUGAUCUCAACGGUGGUCGAGAUGAUCCGAAUGAGACGAUGCAAGCAGUUGUCGUGCAGUGGAAAACAGACCUUCAAAGGUUAUGGCUUCUUCAGACCAUGGCCAAUUAUCCCAAAGCAUAUACAUCGGUGUUAAAGGAUAGUACAACCUUGACAAUAGUGGUCCCCCAGAUGUCUGUCCCGUCGAUAAGACAGACACUUUUAUCCGAGGGCAUACAUGUUACCCCUCUUAGCCUCGCAGGUCGCUAUCAUCACUCAUCAAACGCCGAUGCAGUACGAAAGAUAAUACAGCUUGCCCAUUCGAGACCCAUUGAAUUUCAGUUUCCCAGCACGACAAGGUUGAUGCGACCACUACGAGCAAAUUACGACGCCCAAAUCAUUGAUGGUGGCCGACAAGACCUGAUACUGCAUGAAAUGGCAAUCAAGUCACUUCUAAUGGAACAGGUUGAUUGGCAUACACUUAUGAAUGCUACCCUGACGGAUGGAGACGCGGAGCGCUUUCCAUCCAUUCUGGUGGUAGGGCUUACAAACUGUCUACCACAAGAAGUACUGCACAGAGAGGGCGGUUUGGAUAUUCAGUUCUCAGAGGAAGUUCGCAAACUACAGACAAGUCCACCACUUAACUCAGGGCUAACGCCCCCGCAACUAAACCAGGAAAAUUCUAUUGCAAUUGUGGGCAUGGCUGGCCGCUUUCCCGGGGCUGAUACAUUAGAGGAAUUCUGGACCCUGUUGCAACAAGCAAAGUCAACACUCUCCGAACUUCCUGCAAAUCGAUUCAAAUCAGAUGUGUUGCGUCGUUCUGUAACAGGAACUCGCUUCUGGGGCAAUUUCAUUAAUGAUAUAGAUUCGUUUGACCGUCAAUUCUUCAAGAUUUCCUCGCGAGAGGCAACGUCCAUGGACCCACAGCAGCGACUAGUACUUCAAGUCGCUGUCGAGGCGAUGCUAUCGGCUGAGUAUUUCAGUCAACGGAAUAAUCCCAGUACAGACUUUGGAUGCUAUCUUGGGGUGGGAUCUGUGGACUAUCAUGAUAACAUAUACUCCCAUCAACCGACCGCAUAUUCGGCCGUAGGAUCCUUGAGGGCAUUCCUAAGUGGAAGGGUCGCACAUUAUUUUGGAUGGACUGGUCCAUCAAUUACCUACGAUACAGCCUGUUCGUCAUCUAUGGUGGCAAUUCAUUCUGCUUGUAAAGCACUCUUGGCAGGCGAGUGUAGUGGAGCGCUUGCUGGGGGAGUGAAUAUCAUCACUAGUCCAGCCCUGUAUCAGGACCUUGGAGCAGCGUCAUUUUUGAGCCCAACCGGGGCCUCAAAGGCUUUUGAUUCUGCUGCGGAUGGAUACUGUCGUGGGGAGGGCUGCGGUCUUGUUGUACUCAAGAAACUCUCCGAUGCAUUGGCCACGUCAGACCCAAUUCUCGGCGUCAUUGCCGGCUCCGCAAUCAACCAGAGCGAGAACUGUGUCUCAAUAACGGUUCCUCAUUCUGGCUCUCAAAGUACUCUUUAUCGUAAAGUUCUGGCUCAAUCAAAUUUGCAACCCUCAGAUAUCACCUAUGUUGAGGCCCACGGCACAGGAACCCCCGUAGGCGACCCGAUCGAAUGGCAAAGCAUUCGUGCUGUUUUUGGUGGACCUCAGCGUGAAAUUAAUAGCGGAAAGAGCGAAAUGAAAAGGGCAUUACAUGUCGGCUCUGUCAAAGGAAACAUUGGCCAUCUAGAAGCCGCCUCAGGCGUUGCGGCACUCAUCAAGUCCGUCUUGAUGAUCCAAAAAGGCGAAAUCCCAAAGCAAGCCAGCUUUACAGUUCCAUGGAAUAUGGGUUUUCGUGGUAUUUGUGUCAACAACUACGGAGCGUCGGGGACAAAUGGAGCCCUUAUUGUGUGUGAAACACCUGCUUCACCACCACCAUCAUCCGCAAUAUCCACAAUUUCGUCCCCAAGGAAACAUAUUGUUUCUAUUGCUGCUCAUUCCCGUCGGAGCUUUCAAACAUACUGCUCUUUGCUGCUUCGACAAACACUUUCUGCUAGCCAACAAAUGUUCAAUCUAGCUGACUACGCUUUCAAUCUCUCACACAAACAGAACCUCAGUGCUAAAUUCCGGAGAACCGCCGCUAUAGAGUCCAUAGAAGAGCUUCGCUCUUUACUUGACGAUUGGCAGGACGAUAAGGGAGAUAAUGAGGAUGAUCAGCAGUUCCCAGCACAAUCAUCGGGUCAGGUAAAGCCAAUAGUCUUAUGUUUCGGCGGACAGUCGAGUAGUAUUAUGGGCUUGAAUAAGGAAAUAUAUGAGACCAUAACACUUUUCCGUUUCUAUCUUGAUGAGGUUAACACUCUCUUGAGCGAACAAGGUAGUGUUACCAUUUAUCCUCAUAUAUUCAGCAAAGACCCUAUUUCCGAUCCGGUGACUUUGCAUUGUUCCUUAUUUGCCCUCCAGUACGCUUGCGCUAUGUCAUGGAUCAAUUCUGGAGUGACGAUUAGAACUAUCAUCGGACAUAGCUUCGGUCAGAUUACAGCGCUCUGUAUUUCUGGGGUGCUCUCAUUAUAUGACUCCGUGAGAUAUGUUUCUGGUCGUGCAUCUCUUUUCGUAAAUAAAUGGAACUCGGAAACAGGCACAAUGAUAACCGCAAGAGCAACAGAUAUUGACGGAAUGUUACCGGCACUUUUGGCAACAAUCUUGCCAGAGACGCUCGAGGUAGCAUGUUAUAACAGUUCCUCCGACCUUGUUCUAGCUGGCUCAACUUCGGCCGCUAGGAAAUUCAAAACUGCUGCGGCAGGGAUCUCAAAUAUUGAAGUGAAGGAGCUAAAUACUGAUCGAGCAUUCCAUUCAAGUCUCAUGGAUGACAUACUACCUGAUCUGAGGAGACUUGCCGCUAGUUUGACUUUUAGGAAUCCCAAAAUCAAUAUUGAGACUUGCACUCAGGGCAGUAGCUGGACUAGCUUUACUGCCGACAACUUGGUUGCACAUUCCCGCCAGCCGGUCUAUUUCAGGGAUGCUGUACAAAGGGUUAAACAGCGUCUAGGGGUUUCUUGUAUCUGGCUUGAAGCAGGCUCUAGGUCUUCCAUUAUACAAUUGGCUGCGAAAUGUGUCAUGGAAGACUCACAAGGGUCAAUAUUUCUGCCCGUGGAUCUCUCAAAUAACGAUCGGCCGCUGGAUUCGCUGUUAAAUACCACCCUCCGACUUUGCGGUAUUGGCGGCUAUCCCCGAAUACAACACUGGUUGUAUCAUCACCGACAGCGAUCUCACUACAAACAGAUUAACCUACCACCUUAUCAGUUUGAUAUGUCGCGGUAUUGGCUGGAGUACAAAGACUCCAUUGAAGAAAAUACUUAUCCAAGUGACAAAGCAACUAGCACCGGCAAUGAAAGUCAUAGACCGCUUCAAUUCAUCGGAUAUGCUACUAGCAGCAAGGAUACUGCAGUCUUUGCGGUUAAUACAAGGUGUUUGGACAUUCAGACGACUAUAAGCGGACAUGCGGUCAUGGGAAAUGGUCUCUGUCCAGCAUCUCUGUACAUAGAGCUUGCCGCUCAAUCGGUUUAUCACCUCUCCAGCCAUGAUGACAAGCAUCAUGUAGCCCAAGCCGCUACAAAUUCUACUCUUCUUUUACCCCAAGUGACGGAAUUGCGAAUUCUUGCUCCCUUGGGUCUGGAUACCUCAAAUUCAAUUCAUAUCGAACUUUCGCGUUCUACUGAUAUUGGUGGUCGAGGCUGGAGUUUUACUUUGACCAGUAAUCACAUGUCUUCUCCCAAAACGAGUACUUGCCACGCAUCAGGGAUAAUACGUAUCCAAGACAUAGACGAUGUGCAUCUCUCCGCCGACCGCAGUGCACUCGAGCGUUUUGUGGGUAAUAAUCGUUGCCUAAGGCUGCUCGAUGAUCGCCUGGCAGAAUCCAUGCAAGGUUCGCUUAUAUACCGGGUAUUUGACAGGGUGGUCAACUACAAAAGCUACUACCAGGGUAUCCAGCGGCUUUCGUCGAAGGGCGCUGAGGUUGCGGGUGUUGUUUCUAUGCCCGAAGCAUCUGUCUCUCUCCUAGCUGAUAACACUUGUGAACCAUUUCUCAUGGACAACUUUCUUCAAGUGGCAGGUUUACACGUCAACUGCCUUAGAGAUACUCCUCGAAACGAUGUCUACAUCUGUACUUUUAUCAAAGAAAUGCAUAUGUAUGAGUCACUGACACCGCUAGACGUAACCAAAGAACUUCCCUCUUGGAAUGUGUAUGGAUACACAAAGGAACUUGACGAUAUAAAAAGGAAUCUCGAAAGCGACAUUCUGGUCUUCAAUGGGGUCACUAAGUCACUAGCAGUGGCACUUUUGGGUGUCAGAUUCUCAAGGGUGAAUAUGAUUUCAUUGGGAAAGACUCUGUCUUUUAUUAAUUCGACGGCGGGAGUUGCUCCAUCUACAACUUCAAACGCGCCUGUAAUAUCCCGCUCUUUGGAAAACCUAGAUAGUGAGGAACUAUUAGAUUCCACCUUAGCGACACAAAUUCGAAAAGGGCAAGAAGACAUUCCAUGCCCUGAAAAUGUGACUACGCUGUCUUUACUUCAUACGCAGUUGAAGGAGCUUCUCAGCAGUUUUACAGACAUCCCUACGAAGGAAAUUGACGAUAGCACAACUUUAGAAGCCCUUGGAAUUGACUCACUCAUGGAAACAGAAUUUUUAUCAGAAAUACGGAGUGCCUUCUGCAUAGCGGUGCCCGCCGAUGAGCUUCGGGGCAUAUCAGUAGCGGGUCUACUAAGCCUCCUGGACUCUGAAAAGCCUCCCUCUUCAAAUUCAACAAGAUGUUCGGUUCCUUCGUCGGAUGUUUCUACUCAGGGCACUCAGUUUUCAACGGUCUCUACAUCCUCUCUGGUCCAGAAAAGAGAUACAUCAAAAAACGUGUCUUUCCACACAGAGAACGUUCAAAGCAACUUUUCCACUUUGGUGAAUUCGCAUGAUCUUCUACAGCCAGCUAUUGAAAAAGAGGCUAGGAAAGGACCAACUUUUUUCGAUGAUAUCCACGAAGUUUUCUCAACGAUCAAAAGUGGAAUAGGCAUUGGCACUGGAUUUUCGGGGUUUUACACCAACGUUCAUCCGAGACAGCUGAACUUGGUCACAGCUUAUAUCGUGGAAGCUUUUGAUAUACUUCGCUGCCCUCUUACCACAAUUUCUGAAGGCGAAGCAGUAAGGGCUAUUCCUCAUAUCCACAAAUACGAAAAGCUAGUACGUCAACUAUAUCAAAUUUUAGAGGCUGCUGGUAUCAUUUCUCGGGAUGGCGGCAGUGUGUACAAACGAACUGGGUAUUCUAUCGACAUUCCCUCGUCCGAAAACCUACUUAAGAAUAUCUUACAAGACUUCCCUCAUUACUCAGAUGAGCACAGGCUUCUUGCAAUAACUGGACCUCGACUUGCAGAUUGUCUGUGUGGGAAAGUGGACGCUAUUAGUCUAAUAUUUGGUAGUCGAGAAAGCAAAGAGUUACUGGCAAAUGUUUACCUCAACGCUCCGAUGUUCGCGGCUGGCACACAGCUGCUUUGUAGUUUUUUAACUCGUCUAUUGACGCUAUCGCUACCCAAAAUGAACGACAAGAGUGAUAAUUAUAGAGGAAAACCACGAGAGGGUAUACGGAUACUGGAAAUCGGUGCUGGUACUGGCGGGACGACGAGCAGGGUGAUUCCAGCUCUUGCGGCUUGCAACAUUCCCUUCCAGUACACAUUCAGUGAUAUAUCAGCUUCACUCGUUGCUACUGCAAAACAGAAAUUUGCUUUCUGCAAGGAAAUGACAAGAUUUACUGUUAUGGACAUUGAGCAAGAGCCAAAUCCGGAAUUUAUUGGCAAGUAUGACAUUGUCAUGUCGACCAACUGUAUUCAUGCGACGAGAAACCUAACCGCCACGAUGACGAACAUUCGCAAGUUGCUUGUCCCCGGUGGCCUUCUUUGUUUGGUGGAGCUAACGCGAAAUUUAUUUUGGUUUGAUUUGGUUUUUGGCUUACUAGAAGGCUGGUGGUUAUUUGAAGAUGGACGAACGCAUGCUCUUGCUUCUGAGUUCAUGUGGAGAGAAUGUUUGAUGGAUGCAGGAUAUGGUCAGGUCAAUUGGACGGGAGGUAAUAACAAGGAAUCAGAACUUCUACGCCUAAUUAUUGCUGUGAAUCCAGCAAGCCCACGACAAUCAUUUUUCACGCAGCAGACAUCUGUCCAACGUAUAAAUCAACAAAGCGAGCCGAAUAGGCCUACGGUAUCGCAGAGUUACAAUUCUCAUCGAAAUGCCCUUCCUAAAACAUCUCUGCCUGCCUCUAUGCCCCCCAGACUACCUUUAAGCACUGAGAAGGGUGCAGUUGUUCUCUUGACUGGUGCAACAGGAAGUUUAGGAAGCCAUGUGCUGCAAAAUUUACUCAGCCGUACAGAUGUCCGCCGUGUGGUUUGUCUUAAUCGUCUAACCACUCAAGAUGCUGUCUAUCGACAGGCCGAAGCAUUGAGAAAUCGCAACAUUGAAAUAAGCCCUCAAAAAUGGUCUAGAAUUCAAGUACUAGAAACUAAAACCGAAUUUCCAAAACUCGGUCUGGAUGAUAUGGUUUACGGCGCCUUGUGCGAUGAUGUGACGCAUAUAGUUCACAAUGCUUGGCCCAUGAGUUUUCGACGACCACUCAAGUCGUUUGAACCGCAGUUCAAGGCUUUACAAAAUCUUAUCCAGCUUGCUCGUAUAAUUAGCAACAAGACAGAACGGCCUUCUAUCACACCUCGACUUCUAUUCAUUUCCUCUAUUGGAGUCGUGGGACAGCAUUCUGCCAUACAAAAGAAUGAAAGUAUACCGGAGGAAUCUAUUUUAAGUGAUUCUUCGGGUCUGGCAAUGGGCUACGCACAAGCAAAACUGGUUUGCGAAAAAAUGAUACAAGAUGUCCAUUUGGAGGAAUCAGAGGCGGACAGGAUCGAGGCAACAUUUGCUCGCAUUGGACAAAUGACAGGAUCUCGAAUGAAUGGGGUAUGGAAUCCUGAGGAGCAUUUCCCGGCUCUACUUCGAUCAUCACAAACAGUCGGGGCGUUGCCUCGAAUUGAUGGAAGUGUUUCUUGGCUUCCAGUCGAUAUUGCAGCUGCAGUAGUUGGUGAUCUGUUGCUGGACCCUCGACCACCUCAUCUUGUUUACCAUAUUGAGAAUCCUAUUCGCCAGUCUUGGAUUGAACUAGUAGACCAGUUCUCCAACCACCUUGACGUUCAUACAACGAUACCGUAUAGCGACUGGUUAAACCGUGUACAAAGAAUUCCAGACGCUAAGGAAACGAAAGAUGGGGCAUAUAGUGCUAAUCCUGCCAGGCGUCUCUUUGAAUUUUUUGAGACCGAUUUUAUACGCAUGGACUGCGGCGGCGUCAUUUUAGACACGACUUUUACGCAGAAUAUCUCACGCACCCUACGAGAAGCUACAACUGUUAGUCCAGAAAUAAUAGCGCAUUAUAUAUCAAACUGGAAGCGCAUGGGUUUUCUGAAGUGA